Aureobasidium vineae is the source of this 222-nucleotide messenger RNA. The record is from the annotation of a GenBank genome assembly. Lineage: Eukaryota; Fungi; Ascomycota; Dothideomycetes; Dothideales; Saccotheciaceae.
AUGGUCGACACCUCUCAAGAAAGAAUCUACGACGAGAUCGAGAUCGAAGACAUGACCUACGACCCCGUCACCCAACUCUACACUUAUCCAUGCCCGUGUGGCGAUCGCUUUGAGAUCAACAUUGAGGAUCUCAGAGAUGGAGAGGAGAUUGCCGUGUGUCCGAGUUGUUCGUUGAUGAUUCGGGUGAUUUAUGAGGUUGAGGAACUGCCGGCUGCUGCUUGA